Messenger RNA from Guillardia theta CCMP2712, 549 nucleotides. RefSeq lists its product as hypothetical. Lineage: Eukaryota; Cryptophyceae; Pyrenomonadales; Geminigeraceae. Gene Ontology annotation, biological process: transcription by RNA polymerase I. The transcript is spliced from 6 exons. Bases 1 to 549 code for a protein of 182 amino acids. The record is from RefSeq and is a predicted model, not a curated record.
AUGGACAUUAAACGAGCCUCGAAAUCAGGAAGGGAGCUCUGGCUGAUCAGAAUUCCCGUCGACCUGCCAACAGAAACUCUCAGUGACCUCAAGAUCGAGCUGAGGGAAGCAGGAGGGGAUGGGCAGGUGGAGUGCGAUGGUAGGAAGUUCUUGGCAAGCGUCUCUCCGGCACAAGAGACGGAGGCCGCGCAGAUCCUGGCGCUCCUCCCCGACCCCAAGGAGAGUCAACUGGUUGCAGCAAAACCCUUCCGGCGACAGCUCAACCUCGUUGAACACAUCCCCGGCGCAGACGCCCCGUCUGAAUGCCCUCCUCUUCCUCCUCCUAUCGCACAGCGCGCGAGCCUACCGGGUAAGGUGACGCCUUCAGGACAUGGAUUCAAAGGGCUACCAGACUCGUACGCCUCCGGAGGACGUGUCUCUGCCAAGAAGGUGAAGAAAGAGGUCAAAUCACCGGAAUCCAAGAGGAAGGUUAAGGAGGAGAAAGACGACAAGGAUGAACUGCAGAAGAGCCCGGGCAAGAAGAGCAAGAAGAGCAAGAAGAGCGAGUAG